GGGAUUUUUUUCAUUAUUUUACAAUUAAACUGUACUAUGAUGAGUUAGAUAUUAAAAGAACUAGUGUAAGUAAAAUUAUUUGGUUUUGUAAUACCAGAAUUCCACAAGUUUAAAACAUUUCAUACUUAUGGUUGGAACUAAUAUUUAGUUUACCAAGUCUUAAAAUGACACUGUCAUUUUGAUUUUUCUACAGUUUAAUUUGUAUGACAGAUAGUAGUUUGUGACAAGAAGUAUCAAAUCGACAGAAAAGACAAAACAAUGGCAUCAGUAGUGCAGAAUUCUGAGAAAUUUGAACUUUGGAAGAGUUCCAGGUUAAGAUAUUCCCUUUUCAUGCUGCAAAAAUUGACAAAAACAGAAGGGAAAAUCAUAAAUUCAAAAUAAUGUAUUUUUUGUAAAGUUAAAGAAGAUGAUGAGCUCCACUAUGGUAAAAUAUUUCAUAGAGAGAAGUUUUCCUUACACUACUACUGUAUGCUUUUUUCCAGUGGAUUAGUCCAGAGAGGGAAGAGUGAUGAUGAUGGAAUUCUCGGGUUUCUGCCUGGUGAUAUUUUACGAGAAGUUAGAAGAGGAAAGAGAAUGAAAUGCUCCUACUGCCGAAAAUGUGGAGCUACUAUAGGCUGUUGUUACAAUAAGUGCAAGAAAGUGUUUCAUUUUCCUUGUGGUCUCCAGAAUGGUUCUCUGAAUCAGUUUUUCGGAAGAUUUAACUCAUAUUGUGAGGAGCAUCGUCCUAAACAGAAAGUGUUGGAGGAGAAUGGAAAACAGUCAAAAGGAUCUGAAUUGAUGUGCCCUAUAUGUUUAUAUCCUGUGGAAGACAGAGUUUCCAAUUAUGUACUGAUAGCUCCUUGUUGCAAAUCUUCAUCGUUUCACCGAAGCUGUGUGCAGAGGCAAGCCCUAAGUGCUGGCUAUUUUUUCAAGUGUCCUUUGUGCAAUAACAAGGACCUGUUUCAAAUGGAAAUGCUGAAAUAUGGGAUUCACAUACCAGAACAGGAUGCAUCAUGGGAACUAGAACAAAAUGCCUUCCAAGAUCUCUUGGUAAGGUAUUGCCAUUGUGAUGCACCACAGUGUAUAUGUCCAAAAGGAAAAAAUUUCAGCUUAAAGGGCAGUGAAUGGGAAAUCCAAGUUUGUAGGUCAUGUGGAUCACGAGGUUGCCAUGUUCUUUGUAGAAAACCUAUGUCUCAGAAAUCAUACUGGGAGUGUGAAGAAUGCCUAACUGUCUGUAAAAAAUUGAAGGAAAGACAGUCUGUUACCACACCCACCAAAAUACAUGAUGAUAACAGAAAGUUUGAGGAUGUAAGAGAGGAAGAUAGCUCUUCAGAAGCUGUCAAUACCAGUAGAUCUGUGUCAUCAGAGAAGAAAAAAAGAAAAUCGGAAAAAACUAUUUUACUAGAGAAAGAUUCAACUGAAGUAAAAUUAUCCAGGGACAAAAUAAAGGAACAAACAACACCAUUUGGCUUUCUUAGAAGAGAAGAAAAAAUGAACAUGCAUAAAUUAAAAUCAAUGUCCUUGGAAGGACUUCUUCAUAGUUACCAUGGGAAUGAUACAGAAGUAACUAAAAGUGUUUCACUCUUACCUGAAGAAAGAAAGUCUGAAAUUCUUCAGGUCAGUAACCAAGUUAUAGAUAGUGAUAAACAUAAUCAGCAUGAAACACUUAGGAAAAAUUCACCAAACAUGUUUUUAGGUAAGAGUGACAGCCUUCAGAAAUUUCACAACACAAAAAAGGACUUUAGUAGCAUAAGUUUAGACUCUGAUCCCCCUGUUUUUUUUCAGGUCAGCCGUGGAAUAAACCCUGACAUGUAUCGUUUGGAAGUAUUCAUGAAACGAGGUGAUGACUUACCUCCAGUUAAAUUGGGGUUUCGUAAUCUUUCAGUUCCUUCAUCAUGUAAAAAGCAAGCACAAGAACAGCUGUCAGUAGUAACUUUGGAGCAACUUCUUAAUGAUUCAUUUGACAUCAGUCAGGAGAAACUCCAAGUUAGUUGUGCUGUGCCAUCUAGAGAAUUUGCAUUUUCAAAUAAUGAAAAUCAACCUAACAAGUUCCAUUCUUUAAAGAAUGAGGAACACUGUCAAGAUUCAACUUGUCAUAAACCAAGUAAAUUUCAAGAUUCAACGUGUGACCAAGAAGUACCGCAUAAAGUAUCUUCACCCUCCAGAAAUAAAAUGUACCUCAGAUCAAAGCAAACAGCACGUAAAAGUUUUUUGUCUAGGCACAGUAGAAAGCAAAAUGUAGAUAAAAAAGCUAAUGCCAUGUAUGCUCUGUCCAACAACAUCCAAAGUAAUUGUGAGGCAGUAGAGUUGAAUAUAAAUCAUAACAUCAGAAUACAAGAAUGCUCUUCUCCUCAUAAGGAGCUUUCAUCAGUUGUGAAUAAAUCUUCAAAUUUAGAAUGCUCUUUCAAAGAUGCAGCAGUAGACCAUAUUUCAGGUGCAGGUUUUGCAUCAGGUGAUAAUGACAGAAUUGAUUGUUGUUACGUAUCAAGUCCUCAAAGCAUGCCUACUAAUUUUCCACUUACUGCAAGCAAGACAAAAGUUCCUGAAAAAAACAGUCAUGUAAGUACAGCUUAUGAUAAACAGCAGUUGGUCAUGAGACCACAAGAGGUUAGUACUAUUCAUUCAGAAAAUGUUAGUGAGCAAGUAACAAUAACAAACAAAAUGGAUACAGGAAUUACAGAUAGAUCAACAAGUCAGAAGAGUCCUUUAGGCCAUGUAGCAAACUAUCAUACAAGUGACGUUCAACUAAUAAUUAAUCCACAAGAGAUCAACACCAUCCAACCUAGAAAUGAAACUCGGCAAGUUACAGAAGUAGAUAAUGAAAAUCUUCAAAUGAUUAUAACAGAAGACCUAAAUCUUGUCCAUCAAGUCCAAGAAAAUGAGAUAGAAGACAUGGAAAUACAAAUUACAAAUGUUCAUUCAUUAACAAAUGCCUCAGAAGAAAUAACAGAACUAGGACAAAUGAUUGAAGAUAAUUCAGGUGGUAGACUGAUUGAAGAAUCAAGAGCACCAAAUCCACGUGACUUGAGAACACCAAGCCCCCUUGUGUUUGAAAUCUCUAGUAGUGAUGAAAGUGACUGUGUUAUUCUUAGUGACUCAAAAGAAGAUGUGUGAUAUCAUGGUUUCAUAAUGCUGUGUACUUUGAAUGACUUUCAAGGCUGUGGUUAAGUAUCUUAGUAUAAAGAGGAAUGUGAAAUAUGUCAAUUUUGAAAGAAUAUUGUUUAGUAAACUCACACAAUAUUUUUUAAGUCUAACAAAAAUCUCUUGAUGAAAAGAAAAUGUGCAAGUAACAAACUUGAAAUAUUCUGUCAGUUUUCGUCUGAACAACAAAGUGAGAACUUUAAGAUACACACCUAGUUUAGGUGCUGUUGCAUAGAGAAUGGUGAGCAUCUUCUUGAGACGCUUUCAAACUGAUAUUUAAGGCUUGUCAGUUUGCAUAACAAUUGAAAGAUGCUGAAUUUUAUAGAUUACGUUUUUACAAGAUUCACUUUCGUCUAGUGAAUAACACAUAAAUAUAAAAUUAUUGCAUUCUAAAUAUUUUUCACAAUUUUCAUCAUGAGCCAAUAAAGUAUAUUAAUUUUUAAAGAACUAGAGAACACCAGGUUUUUUUUUAUGCACCAACAUUUUCAUCAUAGCAUUGAAUUUUUUUUUGUUAGAAAAAAUAUGUAUUACUCUCUUUUUUUUCAUUCUUUAGCUUUUUUUGUAUGGCUUUAUCCAUUCAUGGUUUUUCAUCCUCUCUCCUCUCCAUGAAAACAUCAGUAGUACAGUUUUUCUCUCUUUCUUGAUCUGUUUAUGUAACACUUUGUGAAUUCAUGGUCUUUCAUCCUCUCUCCUCUUCAGGAAGAUUAACAUCAAUAAUUUAAACAAUGUUCAUUCUCUUGAUCUAUCUAUCUAAAGCUUCGUCCAUUCAUGGUUUUACAUCCUUUCUCCAGAAAAAUUAGCAUCAAUAAUACAGUCUUUACAAGAAUUAAAAACUAGAACCAGUGGCAUGGAAUCUUCACAAUUACUGGAACAUAUCUUCAAAUAAAGAAGAAUUAAGUUAGGUUCAUAUAAACAUUAGACCAAGAGUGUUUGUUUUUAUCACCAAGUACAGCAAUUUUAUUAAACUGUGUGAUGAAGAGAAAAAUAUGAACAUCGUCCAUGGUACUUUAACUUGGACAAAUAUUGCAUCCUUGUGAGAACAUGUACACUUAGAAACUAAAUCAAAAGCAAAUGAAAUAUAAUAUGAGGAACUCUGUUUUUGUAUUACAGUUUUUAUACAAUUUUGUAUUGAAAUUAUUGUUUCAUAAGAUUACAUAAAUUAACAUAUGUCUUUUUUUUUUUCCAUGUUUGGAUAAAAGAUAGUAACUUCAGUAUCAUUGCCAUUUACAACAAAACUUUGUGGAUUUUUCUCUUCAACUUUACUCUGAAGUUAUAUUAAAAUAUCUUACAAAUUUAUGUAACUGUAAAAACAUUCUUAUUUUUGUUAUUCUGAACAAUAAAAGAUUUACAUCACAGGAUAUAAUUUAUUGUGUGUUAGAGGAAAUCAAUUUAUUCAGUUUUACAUCUUUGAGCCAUAUUCGAAGUCCUAUAAGUAUAUGAGUUUGUGUUCAGUCUUGAAGCUAUAGAUGAUUAGACAUAAUUGGUACAAAUGUAUUAAGUGUUAUAAGAAACAUUAACAUUUUUGUCCUUAUAUAUUUAAUUUAACAAGUAUAUGGGUGCAUGUAUAAUUAACUUUGAAUUUUUUAAUAGAAUAUUUUAUAUGUACAUAAAGAAAAAGUUUCAGAAACAGGUAUAAGGUAUAAUAACAGUGCAAAGUUUCUUUUAAGCUAUUCUAAUGUAACAAAGCUCAAGUAAUUUUUGUAAAUCUCUCUCAAGGUUUAUUGUUCUGUAAUGUAAUCAAAUUUGUUUAAUUUUGUUGAAAAUAAACUAAGAUUUCAUUUCUAAAACUUGUACAUGAUUUACCCAUUGAAAAUUACCUUUGAUCAUGUUUUGUAUGGACUGAAUGAGAAAGUAAAACAGUUUUUAUAUUUUUAUAUUAUAAAACAUAGAUGUUAAUAAAAAUGUUUUGGAACUACCUGUAUGACUGUUUCAGUUAGCGAUUGAAAUGAAACAAAUUGUUUUUUUCUCAAAUAAAAACAUAGAAAAAUAUAAGACAAGCUAUAUUUAUUGUCAUGGAGAAGAUUGUAAGGUACCAGAUCAAACUGUUUCCUUUCACUUUUGUUUGAGUUUGAUUUUAUGUCUCACUUGGGAUUUUCUUGCAUAUGAUUCAUAGUGUAUGUUUUAUGUAGUGUGCAAAAUUUUCUAUGUAGCCAUAAAAAUACAAAACCCUAUAACCCGAGCACUUUAUGGGGUUUUGUAUUUUUGUUAAAUUAUAAUUUUUGAAACUACAUAUUUUCCUAACAUCAUGAAUUUUGUGUAGCCAUAUGAUAUGUAGAUAUACUCAAGAAUGUAAAACCAAAAGCACUUGACAGACACCACUACAAGUAAUGUGGAUGUCGGUGUAGGUAGGAAGUUAUCGCUCAUGUAUCUGUUUUUUGGAGUAAUCAUUGAUGAGCUAAUCCAGGUGUCUUCAAACUACGGUCAGUGGGCCACAUUAGGCCCGCGACUUUGGUUUAUCUGGCCCACCAACAGUUUAUUAAAGUAAUAAUAUAAUUUUUUAAUAUUAUAAAAAUAAAAUGUAAUUGAGCAAAAGUCAAUCUGAUCAACUAUGUAUCCCUACUUAAUUUUACCACGACCCCUCUGGCCUGUGAAGCCUAAAAAGAUCUACCUCCCGGCCCUUGCCCAAAAAGGUUUGGAGACCCCUGAGCUAAUCUAAGAAUUAUCUGAUACUGUACAAGAACCCUGAUUUGAAAGUGCGGUUACUAAUUCUUUUUAACUUGUCAGGUAUGAACAUGUUUAAAGAGCCUUCUUUCUACACCAGCAACCACUUUGAGCCCAGUCGAACUUAAGAGGUUCGAAAUAUGUGAAAUACAUUGUGAAUAAAAAUUUAGUUUAUUUGC
This is a messenger RNA of Limulus polyphemus (Atlantic horseshoe crab), 5960 nucleotides long. RefSeq lists its product as uncharacterized. Lineage: Eukaryota; Metazoa; Arthropoda; Merostomata; Xiphosura; Limulidae. The transcript has 10 exons. The record is from RefSeq and is a predicted model, not a curated record. The coding region runs from base 469 to 3093 and encodes 874 amino acids. Gene Ontology annotation, cellular component: nucleus.